AUGUUGAAAAUUAUUGAUUGGCAGACAGCUCACCUCAAUAAUCCCCUCAUCGAUCUGUGUCGUAUCACUCUCACCGCACUUUCCCCCGAUGAUUUUCAAAAGGAAUUGGAAAGCUUGUUGAAUUUGUACUACAAAACACUAAUUGAGCAUUCAAAAGGAGCUCUGAAAUUACCAUGGGAAAAUUUUGAGGAAAUGAAAACGGCUUUCGAACACGUGUUUCCCUUGAAAGUCGUUCUACUCGGCAGUCUUCUCGGAAUGGAAUUCUUUGUUGAAAAGAUCAUCUCUCCAUUGCCAGAAUCCGAAAAGCCAGCCGCUCGAGUCUCUUGCGAAGCGAAACUUCACUCGUACAUCCAUCAAGCUGCACGAUAUGCCGAAAAGUGGUAUUCAGAGUAUUUA
Mesorhabditis belari is the source of this 396-nucleotide messenger RNA. The record is from the annotation of a GenBank genome assembly. NCBI's taxonomy places the organism in Eukaryota, Metazoa, Nematoda, Chromadorea, Rhabditida, Rhabditidae.